GCUAAAUAGAAACCAAGCGGCAAUGGACGCUCAAGUUAACCGGGACAGAUGUUCCCCUCGUGUGUUUCAGGAAGGCGAUCUGGUCUUUGUAAUCAAGUAUACCCAGUCUACGGGGAAGCUUGAUCAUGGCAUGCGCGGGCCCUAUCGAGUAGUUCGUGUUUUGCCUCAUGGACGCUACGAGUUACGACUGGUGGCCGGUUCCUAUGGCAAAACAACCUUUGCUGCUGCGCAGUAUAUGGUGCCUUGGGGAGGCGAGUGGACACCUGAGUCAUGUGCUGGUUUCUUCGAGGACAAUGACGAUGAUGACGGUGAUAGUUUGGUUGAAGACCAGCCACCUCAGCCAGAGUCGUCUGCACUAGAACCAGUACCGGGGCCCUCAUCAAGACCAGAUCACCUGGAACCAGAGUCUUCUCGAGGACUUGACAUGCCUAACUUGAAUUGAAGCAUGGCGCCUUUUAGAUUUAUCUGACGAGGACGUCAGGAUGUCAGGAAAGGCCGUGUUGGAGAUUACUUAAGUUAAGAGUGGUGUUAUG
Messenger RNA from Vanessa tameamea, 533 nucleotides. RefSeq lists its product as uncharacterized. The coding region runs from base 23 to 442 and encodes 139 amino acids. The transcript has 2 exons. NCBI's taxonomy places the organism in Eukaryota, Metazoa, Arthropoda, Insecta, Lepidoptera, Nymphalidae. The record is from RefSeq and is a predicted model, not a curated record.